Messenger RNA from Monosiga brevicollis MX1, 1656 nucleotides. RefSeq lists its product as uncharacterized. Gene Ontology annotation, biological process: carbohydrate metabolic process. The record is from RefSeq and is a predicted model, not a curated record. Lineage: Eukaryota; Choanoflagellata; Craspedida; Salpingoecidae. Gene Ontology annotation, cellular component: cytosol. Gene Ontology annotation, molecular function: phosphoglucomutase activity; magnesium ion binding. The transcript is spliced from 12 exons. Bases 1 to 1656 code for a protein of 551 amino acids.
AUGGGUGUUCAGGAGGUACCAACCCAGGCCUUUGACGACCAAAAGCCCGGUACAUCGGGCCUGCGCAAGAAGGUCACUGUCUUCCAGCAACCCAACUACACCAACAAUUUUAUCCAGGCCACCAUCGAUGCCGUGACCGAGCUUGAAGGCAGCCUGGCUGGUGCCACCCUGGCUGUUGGCGGCGAUGGCCGUUUCUACCUUCCUGAAGCGAUCCAGAUCAUUAUCAAGAUGGCAGCGGCAAACAAGAUUGGCCGCCUCGUCAUUGGCCAAAAUGGUCUCUUCUCCACACCAGCCGUGUCUGCCCUGAUCCGCCAGCGUCAGCUCCGAGGUGGUAUCAUUUUGACGGCCUCUCACAACCCGGGAGGACCUACCGAAGAUUUCGGCAUCAAGUACAACAUUGCCAACGGCGGGCCAGCCCCAGGCAGCGUCACGGACACCAUCUUCAAAAAGAGCCAAGCGCUGACCAAAUAUCAAAUCUCAGAUGCUGCCGACGUGGAUCUCAGCGUCUUGGGUGAGGUCCGGGUUGAGGACAUGAUUGUUGAGAUCGUCGACCCCGUGGACAACUACGCCACUCUUAUGCAAGAGCUUUUUGACUUUGAUGCCCUCAAGGCCUAUGUGAGCUCGGGCAUUAAGCUGCACAUUGACUGUCUCAGCGGCAUUGCUGGUCCCUACGCGAAGCGCAUCUAUGUGGACCUUCUUGGCGCCCCGGAGGAUGCCGUGGUCAAUGCAAGCCCAAAGCCCGACUUUGGCGGUGGCCACCCGGAUCCCAAUCUCGUGUAUGCUCACGAUCUUGUGGCAGCCAUGCAGACGGGUGCAUACGACUUUGGCGCAGCCUUUGACGGAGACGCGGAUCGCAACAUGAUUUUGGGCAAAAAUGGCUUUUUUGUGACGCCAUCUGACUCUGUGGCCGUCCUAGCGGCCCAGUAUGAACAUAUUCCCUACCUCAAGAAGAACGGCUUGCAAGGCGUCUCCCGCUCCAUGCCUACCGGUGCUGCUCUCGAUCUUGUCGCAAAGAAGCUGGACAUUGAAUUCUUCGAAGUGCCAACCGGCUGGAAGUUUUUCGGCAACCUCAUGGAUGCUGGCCGCCUGUCGCUGUGCGGUGAGGAGUCGUUUGGCACUGGGUCCAACCACAUCCGUGAGAAGGAUGGUGUAUGGGCAUCACUUUGCUGGCUCUCCGUCAUGGCUGGAACUGGACAGUCAAUUGAGCAGAUUCUACUGAAGCACUGGCAAGACUUUGGUCGCAAUUUCUUCACCCGCUAUGAUUAUGAAAACGUGAGCAGCGAGGCUGGUGAUGCCGUCAUGACCAAAGUGCGCAGCCUGAUUGGCAAUCAGGCCAGUUGGCCGACAGAUGCGCCUUCGGGUCACAAGAUUGCCUCAGUGGACGAUUUUGAGUACACUGACCCAACCAACGGAGAAGUGACCUCCAAGCAAGGCUUGCGCAUCAUCUUCACUGAUGGCUCGCGCAUCAUCUUUCGCCUCAGCGGCACGGGCAGCAGUGGUGCAACGAUUCGCAUGUACAUUGAUAGUUACAUCAAGGACGAUGCUGCAUACACCCAGGACGCGGCGGUGGCAUUGAAGCCUUUGGUUGAGCUGGCCCUGCAGCUCUCCAACCUGGCCGACCUCACGGGCCGCACUGAGCCCAGCGUGAUUACUUAA